CACACGCGGCCGGCGGGGCAGGGGUGGCAGCCACACUCUGACAGACCCACUGGUGCCUCUCUGCCGAGUGACCCACGGGCUCGGGGUCCGACUGUUUGCCGGCUCCUCCCUGGGAGUGACUGCCAGCCACACGGCCGUUUGUCUGUUUGCCUGCCCUUCUGGCUGUCUGUCUGUCUGUCUCUCUGGGUGUCUGCCUGGCUGGCCACCUGCCGGUUUGCUUGACUUCCCCUGUCUGUCUGUCUGCCUGCCUGACAGCCCUUGUCGCCGCGCACCCCCUCCCUGGUGCAGCCGAUUGGUCCCUUACCCCAGUCUCUGCCUUCUGUCCGUGUGUGACCUCGCUGGGAUGUGACCGCUAGUUGCCUGUGUCCCAGCUGGCUCCCUCUGUGUGGCCCGCCUGCCUGGAGCCCAGCUGCCACCCAUCGGGGUGACAGGUCCUAUGCUUGUCUGGCUGGAGACGCGGGCCAGGCUGUGGCUCCCCACCCCCGCCCUGCCCGUUCCCUCCAACCCUCGUUCCCCUCCCCCACGCUGAGCCUGGCUGCUGCCCCUGGGAGCCCACUGGAUUGCCCCGGGCGCAGAGAAUGGAUUUCUGAGGGACAAGCUGGAACAGCAGGGCAAUGGGGAGCCAUGGAGUGACACAGCUGCCAUGAGGACUGGGUUGGAGGUGCCUCAGCUGGACGCUGGAGAGAUCAGGGAGGAGACCAGCAGGAGGGCAGGACCCUGAGAGUCAGCAUGCCGUGUGGCUCGGUGGCCUCUCUCAUCCUGCUGAUGCUCCAGGGGGCCUGGGGUUGCCGAGACCUUGUCUGCUACACCGAUUACUUCCAAACAGUCACCUGCACCCUGGAGACAAGGACCCUCCACCCGGGCAUGCUCACCCUCACCUGGCAAGACCCAUAUGGAGAACUGGAGGACGAGGUCACCUCCUGCAGCCUCCACCGGUCCGCCCACAAUGCCACACAUGCCAAGUACAUGUGCCACAUGGAUGUGUUUCGCUUCAUGGCUGACGACAUUUUCAGCGUCAAUGUCACGGACCAGUCCGGAAGUUACUCCCAGGAGUGUGGCAGCUUCGUCCUGGCCGACAGCAUCAAGCCGUCCCCCCCUUUCAACGUGACCGUGACCAUGAACUUCUCAGGACAUUAUAACAUCUCCUGGAGCUCCAAUUACGAUUCCUACGCGCUGAAGGGCAAGCUGCAGUUUGAGCUGCGAUACAGGAAGCGGGGAGGCCCCUGGGCUCUGAGUCCGAGGAGAAAGCUGAUCUCGGUGGAUUCGAGAAGCGUCUCUCUCCUUCCCUUGGAGUUCCAGAGCGACUCGAGCUAUGAGCUGCAGAUGCGUGCAGGGCCCCAGGCUGGCUCGUCCUUCCAGGGGACCUGGAGUGAGUGGAGUGACCCAGUAAUCUUUCACACCCAGCCGGAAGAGAUAAAGGGAGGCUGGCAUACUUACCUGCUCUAUCUCCUCCUGGUCGUCAUACUCCCCAUCCUCGUCUUCUUAGGCCUGAAGAUCCACCUGACUUGGAGGCUGUGGAAAAAGGUAUGGGGACAGGUGCCCAGCCCACAGAAGUUCUUCCAGCCCCUCUACGUGGGCCACAGUGGAGACUUCAAGAAAUGGGUGGGCGCACCCUUCACUGCCUCCAGCCUGGAGCUGGGACCCCAGAGCCCCGAGGUGCUCUCGUCCUUGCAGACGCACACCUGCUGCCCCCCGAGGAGCGCCACCAAGGGGCUGCAGCCCAUGCAGCUGCCGGAGCCCGCCGACCUGGUGGAAGCUGAUGGGCUGCCUGAGCUGGGCUUCUGGGUCCCGGCCCCCUUCACCGCCGGCAGCUUGGGCGGCUCGGCUUACAGCCAGGAGAGGGAUCGACCAUAUGGCGUCGUACUGUCCAUUGACACGGUGACCGUAGCAGACACAGAGGGGCCAUGUGCCUGGUCCUGCACCUGCGGGGAUGAUGGCUACCCAGCUCUGAACUUGGACGCCAGCCUGGAGCCCGGCUCAGGUGCCGAGGACCCGCUCUUGGACACUGGGACUACGGUCCUCUCCUGUGGCUGCGUCUCGACUGGUGGCAUUGCCGGGCUGGGAGGCCCUCCUGGCAGCCUCCUCGACGGACUAAAGUUGCCCCUUGAAGAUGAGGCAGGUUGGACCCCGGGGCCGCCGUGGAGUGGCGGGCCCCCCAGAGGGGCGUCGGACAGCGAAGCGGGCUCGCCUCCCGCCGGCCUGGACAUGGACACUUUUGACAGCGGCUUUGCGGGCUCCGACUGCGGCAGCCCCGUGGAGUGUGACUUCACCAGCCCCAGUGACGAAGGGCCCCCCAGGAGCUAUCUCCGCCAGUGGGUGGUCAUGGCCCCUCCCCCUGAAGGCCCCGGGCCCCAGGCCAGCCAGUGAGGCCACCUGGCUGUCCAGAGCCGGCUGACACAUUCGGCCUGGAGCAGAGCUGCGCUCACCUGGGGCCGUGGGAUGAAGAGGCCUACGACGUCUGGGCCCCCAGAUGGGGCCCCUGAGCCUGGUUGACACUGCAUGUGUGGCCCAGGAGCACACGGGUGUGUCCCAUGGGCAUGGAGGCGAGACGCACAUGUGUCUGAGACUGCGUGCACACGAUGACAGCCGCCCUCCUUUCCGGACGUGGGGCGGCCCCAGGUCGUGCGCUGAGAGGCUGCUCCCACGUUGCCCACAGGGCCCGCUGGGACCUGGAACAGACACCCGUCCCCGCCCUGGAGGUCCGGCCUCCAGGAGCCCUGAGAAGUCCCUACUGUCCCUUUUCACUUCUCAGGGGGAGGGGAAGAGGAUGGAGUGCGCCCACUGUGACCCUGGGUGUGGGAAGGUCUGUGGGGGCCCGUGGACCGAGGUCUGAAUCCCGACUGUGAUGCCCCCGGGCUGUGCCGCCUUGGGCAAGCGGCUUCCCCUCUCUGGGCUGGAGUUUCCUGUCUGGACAAGGGGGUGCGGGUAGCGUGACCCACCUUGGGGAGAACUCGUGAGGUCACCCACUGUACGGGCUGCAGGAGAGCAGGCCCUCAAUAAAUGCAGAUUCCUUCCUU
Messenger RNA from Ailuropoda melanoleuca (giant panda), 3017 nucleotides. It is a transcript of the gene IL21R, whose product is annotated as interleukin 21 receptor. The record is from RefSeq and is a predicted model, not a curated record. Gene Ontology annotation, cellular component: external side of plasma membrane. Gene Ontology annotation, biological process: cytokine-mediated signaling pathway. Gene Ontology annotation, molecular function: protein binding; cytokine receptor activity. Bases 730 to 2367 code for a protein of 545 amino acids. The transcript has 10 exons. NCBI's taxonomy places the organism in Eukaryota, Metazoa, Chordata, Mammalia, Carnivora, Ursidae.